AUGUUCUCCGUCUCCGCCCUCCACCUCGCACACCUGCACACCUCAUCUCCAGAUCAACACCUCCUCAGUCAGAGAUUCCAACAAAUAGCUACAUACCACCACACGAAAUCCCUCGCUAUGUUCAGAAAAGAACUACAGAAUCUGAAUGAGGAGAACGCAGCUGCUUGUGCAGCCUGCUCGUCAUUUCUAAGUAUCAUCCCAUGGAUAAUGCCCGGGGCAAAAGGAGAAAACAUCUUCUUCCCUACGGCAUUACCACCUUCUAGUCCACCAAAUACCUCCUCAAACACAUCGGAUUUUUCACCCAUGCCCAACUCAUUCUCACCAAACGCCGAAAACGAAAACCGCACCAUCGUCCCGUGGUAUAAACUCCACCGCGGGGGACAUCAAAUAGUGGCGCUGACAUACAACUGGAUAGCACGCGGCUCCAACAGCGAACUCGUGGAUAUCAUCUCGCCGUGGAAACCGACACAGACGAGUAUGGAUCCAGUGACGAGAGUAAUGAAGAUUCAUCUGGGGCCUGCUCCGAAUGCCGCUUCAUCGAUAUCGAAAUCGAUACCGCACCACGCAUCACAUCCAAUCUCUCACGACCAGGGCGGGAACCAAAUUCGUGACGGAGAGAUUGAUUCUGGAUUUGGUUUUGGUGUUGAUUUCCUGGAAGAAGAAAUAGAAGAUGAUAGACAGACACCGAUAUCAGACUCAGAGCGCCUCACUCGUUUGGCUGAAUGCUGGGCACUUCCAAUACCAAACACUCCACAUCCCACACUAUCACAAACAGAUAUCACCGCCCUGAACGAAACGCUCGCCACCCUCCGCUACGCCUUCUCCAUCGUAUCGCCAGCACCCUCCCCUUCAUCCUCCUGCUCAUACCCACCCACAAACUCCCCACCCCCCUCAUCCCCCUCACCCUCACCCUCACCCAUCGCCAAACAAGUACCGAAAUUCUCCAUCUCCCCCACAAUCGCCACCCUCUCCUGGCCAACCAUGCUCCCCGCCCACUUCUGCAGCAUGCUAGAAUCCCGCGCCCCCGAAGCACUAGUGCUAGUAGCCGUUUAUUGCGUGUUAUUGAAGCGAACGGGGGAUACUGGGGGGUUGUUUUUUAUUACUGGGAAGGGAGAGAGUUUGGUGCGGAGGGUAGGGGGGGAGAUGGGUAUGCUGAGGAGGAGGAUGGGGAGUGGAGGAGGGGGUUCAAGGGUUGAUGGAGGGGGUGGGAUAGUUGGGGGGAAAGAGAGAGAAUGGGGAGUGGAGAGGGAAGGCGAAAAGGAGACUUGGGAGAGAGGCGGGUGGGAGGAAUGGGUUAGAAGGGAGAUGGGGGUUGAUUUUCGAUAGGGACUGCAGGGUUGUGAAGAUAAAUGAAAACAGGAGGAGACGAGACGAGAGAAGUAUGAUCGAAUGAAUGGGAAAGUAUUCAAGUACAGAGAAUUUAGCGAGAGGUGUUUUGUUGCUGAAGAUGUAAGUGAUGUGAUGCAGUACAUCUGGAUGUUGACAGUGGUGAAGGAGUUAAAAGUCUGCUGUAGGUGUGGAGCAAUGAUCAAAUGAGAUAACUUCUAUUGCACAGUAUUGGAAAAUGGCAAAAUAUGAUC
Cadophora gregata is the source of this 1580-nucleotide messenger RNA. RefSeq lists its product as uncharacterized. Gene Ontology annotation, biological process: regulation of transcription by RNA polymerase II. The transcript has a single exon. NCBI's taxonomy places the organism in Eukaryota, Fungi, Ascomycota, Leotiomycetes, Helotiales, Ploettnerulaceae. The record is from RefSeq and is a predicted model, not a curated record. Gene Ontology annotation, molecular function: DNA-binding transcription activator activity, RNA polymerase II-specific. Bases 1 to 1326 code for a protein of 441 amino acids.